AUGAUCUUUUUUAUUUUAUUUCCAUUUCCCUUUCUUCACGUUCGCUCCUACUGUUUUUAUUUUUUACUUUUCUUUCCCUUGGCUCCUUCUUUUCUUUUCCCCCUGGCUUUUUCUUUUUCUUCCUUUUUCUUUCUUUUUUUCUUUUUCUUUCUUUUCCUCCUUUUUCUUUUCUUUUUUCUUUUCUUCUUUUUUCUUUUUCUGUCUUUUCCCGCCUUACUUUUUGUUUUUACGUCUUUUCUUUUCCCCUUCUUUUAUCAUCGUUUUCUUUCUUAUUCCUUUUCUUUUAUUUCCUCCUUUUUCUUUUCUUUUCCAUUUUCUUCUUUCUUCUUUUUUUCUUUUUCUAUCUUUUUCUUCCUUCCUUUUUUUCUACGCCUUUUCUUUUCCCCUUCGUUUUCUUUCUUUUCCUUCUUUUUGCUUUUUCUUUUUCUUCUUUUUUUUCUUUUUCUGUCUUUUUCUCCUUCCUUUUUGUCUUCCCGCCUUUUCUUUUCCUCUUCGUUUUUUUCCUCGUUUUCUUUCUUUUCCUCCUUUUUCUUUUCCUUUUUCUUCUUUUUUUCUUUUUCUAUCUUUUUCUUCCUUCUUUUUUUUUCUACGCCUUUUCUUUAUCCCUUCGUUUUCUUUCUUUUCCUUCUUUUUGCUUUUCCUUUUCCUUCUUUUUUUCUUUUUCUGUCUUUUUCCUCCUUCCUUUUUGACUUCCCGCCUUUUCUUUUCCCCUUCUUUUUUUCCUCGUUUUCUUUCUUUUUUCUUUCUUUUUUCUUUUUCUUUCUUUAUCUUCUUUUUUCUUUUUCCUCUUUUUUCCUUUUUUAUUGUAUGUUAUUUUCUCUUGUUCCUCACUACUUUCUUCUUUUCUCCCUUCUUCCUUUUAAAUUUUUUCCUUUUCCUUUUCUUUCCUUUUCUAUCUCUCCUCCUGUUCUCUUUCCCAUCUUUUUCUGCCUUCCUUUUGUUCUCUUUUUACCGCUUUUCCUCUUCGUUUUUUUCUUUUCUUUACAUUUUCUCUUUCUCUAUUUCUUCUUAUAUUUCAUUUUUCUCUUUCUCCCUUUUCCCUCCUCCUUUUUUUCUCUUCCCUUUUUCUUUCUCUUUCUCCUUUCCUUCUCUUAUUCAUCCUUUCUUUUCCUUCUCUUUUCCCUUUUUCCAACAUUCUUUUUCUUUUAUCUUUUUUCUUUACUCCUUUCUCUUUUCACUUUUCUUCCGUCUUUCUUUUUUUCUUUUCACCUUUCUACUUUUCCUCUUCCAUUUUUUCUUCCCAUCUUCUUUCUUUUUCUCCCCUUCUUCUUUCUUUUUCUUCCCAUUUCAUCUUCUUUUCCAUUUUUUCCUCUUUUUCCGCCAUUCUUUUUCUUUUUUUUAAAACUUUUCUCUUUCUUCUCCUCUUCCGCUUUCCCUUUUCUUUUCAGCUUCUCCUUCUUCUAUUUCUCUUUCUUCUUUACCUUUUCUUUUUCCAUUUUUUCUAUUAUUUCUCUGAUUUUUCUCUCUUUCGUUUUUCUGUUUAUCCCCCUCUGUAUUUUUUCUUAUUUCUUGUUUAUUUUCUCUCACACUCUCUCUUUAAAGGAUUCUUUGUUUAUAUCUAUGCUUCUUCUGUUUGUUCUUUUCUUUUUCUUUUUCUCUCUGAUCUUUUUCUAUGUCAAUGAAUGCGCCAUCAAUAAUGGAGGUUGUGAACAUGGCUGCUCAAAUACAAUCGGGUCAUAUUAUUGCAAAUGUCCGCCUGGUUAUCAAGUUGGACCAGAUGGAAAAGGAUGCCAAGACAUUGAUGAAUGCAUGGUAAACAAUGGUGGCUGUCAAUAUCAUUGCAAAAAUACGAUGGGAGGCUAUGUUUGUCGAUGUCCCCAAGGCCAGACAUUACAUUCAGACGAUAAAAGCUGUGUUUCUCUGAAUGGCUGUGGCCGGAACAAUGGUGGAUGUCAUCAGAAGUGUGUCGAUGGUUACCAGGGUCACUACCACUGCUCUUGUGAAGAUGGUUACAGGCUUAGUUCUGAUGGACGAAGCUGCUUAGAGAUCAACCCUUGCCUAAAGGAAAAUGGCGGAUGCAUGCAAGUUUGCAGGAACCAUCGAUCUAAAGCUGUUUGUCAGUGUUAUAAAGGGUACAGAAUUGCCGCAGACGGCAGGACGUGCGUGGAUAUCGAUGAAUGUGCUCAUAACAUGGGCGACUGUGCUCAGCAAUGCCUCAACACAGAAGGAUCCUACGUGUGCAUGUGUACAACUGGAUUCCAACUCGGAACUGAUGAAAAAUCCUGUUACAGUAAGUAA
This is a messenger RNA of Acanthosepion pharaonis, 2238 nucleotides long. The record is from the annotation of a GenBank genome assembly. Lineage: Eukaryota; Metazoa; Mollusca; Cephalopoda; Sepiida; Sepiidae.